Molecule: messenger RNA, 1407 nt
Organism: Helobdella robusta
Lineage: Eukaryota; Metazoa; Annelida; Clitellata; Rhynchobdellida; Glossiphoniidae
Exons: 11
Biological process (GO): lipid metabolic process; phosphatidylinositol-mediated signaling
Molecular function (GO): phosphatidylinositol-4,5-bisphosphate phospholipase C activity
Source: RefSeq, a predicted model, not a curated record
GGUUUUUACCAUUUAUUGAACUCCGAACACUUUAGUAUAUUCAAACAAGAGCAUGCCAAUAUAUAUCAAGACAUGUGUCAGCCCAUUACUAAUUAUUUUAUCAAUUCAUCUCAUAACACUUAUUUAGAGGGAGACCAGUUCAACAGUUACAGCAAAGUUGAAUGCUAUAUUAAUGCAUUGACAUCUGGUUGCAGAUGCGUAGAAAUAGACGCUUGGGAUGGCGUUAAUGAACCUGUUGUAUGCCAUGGAUUUGCUUACACAACAAAAUUACUUUUUUCUGAUGUCAUUGCUGCUAUUAACAGUUACGCUUUUCAAACAUCCAAAUGCCCUGUAAUUAUAUCUAUUGAAAAUCACUGUGGGAUUGAACAACAGAUAAAAAUGGCCAAAAUUAUGCGAAAUACAUUUAAAGAGAAACUUUAUACUGAGCAACUGAUAGAAAAAUGUCCUUGUCCAUCCGAUCUGAUGGGGAAAAUAAUCAUCAAAAAAUGUAACAAAAAACUAUCCAACGCUAAAAAUUCGUGUAAAAAAAACAUUGCGAAGGAAGCGUCAGAAGAUAUGUUCGAUGAUUCUGAAUUUGAUUUCAAUUCUGCGAACGUACCCUCCAAAGGAAAUGCAUCAAAAAUUUCAGCUGAGUUAUCUGAUUUAGUUACCAUAUGUCAGUCAACGAGCUUCACCAGUUUCAACCAUUCUGCUUCCCACCAUUCUUUCCAAAAUAUUUGUUCUUUUGAUGAAAACAAAGCUUUGGAACUGGCUCAAACUGAUCUGAACGGUUUUAUAAAGCACAAUAUGACAGUGAUGUCGAGGACCUAUCCGUCGGGCACCAGGUUGAAGUCCAGUAAUUAUGAUCCAAUGCCGCUCUGGAUGGCUGGUUGCCACAUAGUUUCGUUGAACUAUCAAACGCCUUCUCAGCCUAUGUAUAUUAACAAAGGCAUGUUCAAUGAUAAUGGCAACUGCGGUUUUCUUCUGAAGCCUCAAUUUUUAAGGAAAGAACAGUCCGAACGACAGUCCGAACGACAGACAGAAGAGUUAAAACAGCAGAUCAAGGAACAGUCCGAACGACAGACAGAGGAGUUAAAACAGAUCAAGGACCAGCUAAAACUCGUAAAAUUGGAAGUGGCAGAACAGAUUGAAGAACAGUCAACAAGAAUAGAAAUGAUCGAGCAGAAACUUGAUCGUUUCAAUCCCACAUGGAAUUUCAAAAUGAAAUUUCAAAUAAUGUGUCCUGAAUUAGCAAUGUUCUUGUUUGAAGUAUACGAUUAUGAAAAUUUAGGCAAAGAUGUCCUUGUAGCUCAAUAUUCAAUACGUCUAACGAACAUCGCUCGUGGUAUGGCUUAUUUUUUUCGAAACUUUGUGCAUUUUUACAAAAAUGUAUUUUUACAUAUAACCAAAAUUAAACGAAAAUUAUAG